Messenger RNA from Staurois parvus, 291 nucleotides. The record is from the annotation of a GenBank genome assembly. NCBI's taxonomy places the organism in Eukaryota, Metazoa, Chordata, Amphibia, Anura, Ranidae.
GACCCUGCAUUCACUAUAUCUGGUCUCCCUGGACCCUGCAUCCACUAUAUCUGGUCUCCCCGGACCCUGCAUCCACUAUAUCUGGUCUCCCCGGACCCUGCAUUCAUUAUAUCUGGUCUCCCCGGACCCCGCAUUCACUAUAUCUGGUCUCCCACCGUACACAUAACAUGGAAAUGCAAUUAUUUUAUUAAAUAUAAACUAAAUACCUUUUCUCAUCAGAAGUUAGAGCAGUCUUGUGACUUCAGCAGAGCACUGGUUAAAGCUUGUAGGAGGAGUUUUUACCUUGCUCUA